CUUUGUUUUGAGUGUGAAGUAAAGUGAGUAAAUCUUUGUACUAUAAAUCUACAAAAUGGACAAAAGGAAGAAAGCACCUGUUAUGGAACUGAGGCUUAUGGUAGUCGGCAGCAGUGGACCAUCUCAGCUCCUAUUGACUAAUGCCAUACUUGGGAGGGAAGAAUUUUCUAAGGAUGUCACUGGUAUUUCUGGCAGCAGGAAGAACAUUGGAGAGCUGGCUGGUAGACGAGUGGCUGUGAUCAAUGGACCAAACAUCUAUGAUAAGGACAUUUCUCAAGCUAAGAGGAAGACGGAGCUGAAAAGGUCCAAGUGCUUAAGCAUCCCUGGUCCCCAUGUGUUUCUUGUUGCAUUUGACAUGGAGAAAAUCUCCCCAAAUGACAUCAGGACCCCUAAACUAGUGAUGGAGCGCUUUGGGCGUAACUGUCUGGGCCAUUGCAUCGUCCUCCUGGCCUACGAUGGAAACCUGGAAGGAGCUGCUUUGGAUGACAAGGUGCUGAGGUCUGACUGGCACCUGAGAGAUCUGAUUGAAAAGUUUGGAGGACAGUUCCAUGUUUUCAGCAAGAACUGGAGGGACCGCAGCCGGGACAGAGAGCUGCUGCAGAAGAUCGAGUGGUUGGUCGCCUCCACCGGGGGGAGCUACUUCUCCAGCAGAACUUUCCAAAAGGCGGAGGACAGUGUGAGGAAGGAGGAGAAGAGGCUCAAGAAGCAGAGGGAGGCAGAGAUGGAGAAGGCGUGCAAGGACCUGGAGAAACAAUACAGAGGGGAGGAGCUGCGUCGCCAGAGAGACGCCUACAGCUCCAGUGUUGGGGAGGAGCUCAGAGCCAAGGCUGAGAUGGACAAUAGCUGGCUCAGAACGUCCCUGGCCAGAGGGCUGGGGACAGGCUUUGCUGCGGGAGCCAUCAUGGGCGCACUGGUGGGGUCUGUAGAGGGGCCAGGGGGAAUGGUUCUCUAUGGGAUAUUAGGUGGUGCUGUAGGAGGAGCCGCAGGGGGAGCAGCCCAGGUAGCCAUUGAGCAUAUGGAGGACAGAGUCGCUCCUCCUGCCAGACUCAACUUCAACUCAAUUUUCAUUAACCGCUUCUUCACCACACAUCGUCCAUGA
Molecule: messenger RNA, 1099 nt
Organism: Myripristis murdjan (pinecone soldierfish)
Lineage: Eukaryota; Metazoa; Chordata; Actinopteri; Holocentriformes; Holocentridae
Product: GTPase IMAP family member 7
Exons: 2
Coding region: 56-1099 (347 amino acids)
Molecular function (GO): GTP binding
Source: RefSeq, a predicted model, not a curated record